This is a messenger RNA of Alternaria viburni, 1290 nucleotides long. RefSeq lists its product as uncharacterized. Lineage: Eukaryota; Fungi; Ascomycota; Dothideomycetes; Pleosporales; Pleosporaceae. Bases 1 to 1290 code for a protein of 429 amino acids. The transcript has 3 exons. The record is from RefSeq and is a predicted model, not a curated record.
AUGCCACAUCCAUCCAUCGCAAAUGCCAGCGAAGCGCAUCGAUAUACCUACUCGCCGCCCAGUCGGCCCGGUACGACACAGUACUUUGAUGACAAGAACCGGAUAUUUACUGGACCAAGGACCGUUAUGAAUCUCUUGGCUACUGCUACUUCAUCCCUUGGUGAGAUACUACCGCUGGAUCUGCCGUUCAACAAUUCCGCCUACACCGUAGAUUUCUAUGCUCCGGUUAUCAGAUGUGGCAAAGCCAAUGAGACGGAAGAGCAUGCUAUCGACGCUUUCCUGCAAGAGGAAAUGACAACAGUGGAUGGCACACUCGUAGAGACGGAUAAUGCAUACUUUAGCUUCGUGCCAACUCAUAAUAGCACUGGAGGCCUCACAGUAGUUUCGCAUCCUCGUCAACACGUACCUUCGAAGCCAAUGAACGAGCUUUGGAUGACGUUUCUGCGGCCCAUUAUCAACGACCAAGGCGAGCGGGUCAAAUUACGCCAGUACCAGAUCUGUCGACCUCACAACGCGUCGUACAGUUUGGAGAUCUCGCAGUAUCAUGGGCUACAGAACGUAUCCGGCAAAUACGAAGUCGGAGAAACGAUCUCAUUUCCAGACGAGGGUCCUGAUGAGAUUUCCAACAUGACGCAACAUGCGUAUACAGCAUUCAUGUGGGUUAUGUGCGACCAACUGGUAGGCAAGCUAGCAUGGCUUAAGGACACGAGCAUCUCAGACAAGCAAGCGGCAGCUCAGUACGGUGUCAUCGACUCGCCCAUACAGCGUACUAGUCUACUGGGCUCUGCCGACCUGGACGCAUACUUUGAGUUUGACGAAGAGAAGGUGUUGUACAAAGGGCAGAAUAUGUCAACGGCCUUCAAGCUCAGUGAUCAGAGGCUACAGGACAAAGCGAUGGCGAGAAACCGGACGCUGGACGUUCUCAUCGAAGAACUAAGCUUCAAUUUGACGGUCAGCAUGAUGCAUAACCGGCUCCUAACCAACAUGGCCAACACAACUGUCCAACUGACCACCGACGUAAAUCGCUACGACUAUAAAGCCUGUGGGCUUUUCAUCCCAUAUGCCCUCGCCAACGCAUUCGCCAUUAUCUGCGUCGUCCUCGGUUUGACAUCGUACGUUCGCGAUGGCGCUAUGCCUGGCAAAAAGAUGCAAGACUUACGCACUUGCAUCAAGACCUCAGCCGACGCUGCGAUCCAAUCGCAAGAGAUGGGCAACAAGUUUAGUAAGCCUCUGGCGACCGAGCUUCCUGCCAACCUUAAGUCUGGCAAAUCACAGCGUGGUCUAGAUUGA